Molecule: messenger RNA, 2617 nt
Organism: Coregonus sp. 'balchen'
Lineage: Eukaryota; Metazoa; Chordata; Actinopteri; Salmoniformes; Salmonidae
Source: the annotation of a GenBank genome assembly
AUGUCUUGGGGUGAGUUCAUUGAGCUCCGUGAGCUGAGGCUACAUGACCAUGACCGGAUAGAGCUGACAAGCUGCGAGGUGCCUCGCUCACCACCUCGCCUGGAGCGUGCCAAUGCUCUGCGGAUCAGCCCAGGGAAGGUCCCAGAGCUGCUCAGCCGGGUGGGCAUCAUCAGAAUGCUGGGGGACAGCCUGGACCCACAGCUCACAGAUAAGAGGGGAGAGGGACAUGACUUCCAGCCCUGCAGCCAUGCCCAGCCCACCUGGUGUGACCUGUGUGGAGACUUCAUCUGGGGACUGUACAAACAGAGCCUGCGCUGUGCCAGUGAGUCUACCUGCUAUACAGGAUUUACUUGUGUGUGAGUGCAUGAUUAUGAUUGCAUGUAUCAGUGGCGGUCGGUGCCGUUUAAGAUGAGGGAGGGCCAUUAUUUUUUUUUUAUGAGCAUGGCCUUAUUUCUUUUACAGCAUAUUGGAUGACUGUCAUUCAUAUUCCAUUCACCUAGCUCAAUGUAACAUCGAUAUGUUUAGGCUACUACAUGAUACUCAUAUUUUCCCUGUACCCAUCAUGAGGUUGCUACAACCUAGCCUAUGAAUGAACGUUUACAACAUGUAGCUGAUCUAGGGUGUAAUCAUUAGUCCAACAGUUGCAAAUGUGAGUUUCUAUUGGACAAAUUCAGGUAUGUUUAUCCCCGUUUCGUUCCGUUUACUUCCGUUUAAUAAAUGUUUUUCAACAGAAUUGGCAGAAUGAAUACACCCCUGAUCACAUGCCGAACACAGUUCACUUUCAUAGCAGCCACAUCCCUGUGCUUGUGGACUUCAGUGUACAACACAUCAGCUGUCUGUUUCCAGGCAAAACAUUUUUUCCAAACCUUCAUAUCAUGACCGCUAACUACUACACACAGCCUACGUCGUUGUCACGUCAUAGUCAACAUAGCUCCUAGAACUACCGCCUUAGUAAACCCGCUACAAUCAUGCAGUACAGUGUACAGUCAGAGAGCAGUUUAGCAGUUACAACGGCGGCCCCGGUGGCAAUAAAUUAAUAAAACCAAAAGCUUACCUUGACUUGGAAGAGUUCCAGUGUUAGAUAGCCAGCUAGCUAACAUAGCAUCCCUCUCUGUUUGAGUAGGUUAAACUAGCUAGCUGCAUUUGCUAGCUAAGUGAAAGUUUAUGCACUGCAGUGCUAGCUAGCUGUAGCUUAUGCUUUCAGUACUAGAUUGAUUCUCUGAUCUUUUGAUUGGGUGGACAUGUCAGUUCAUGCUGCAAGAGCUCUGAUAGGUUGGAGGACGUCCUCCUGAAGUUGUCAUAAUUACUGUGUAAGUCUAUGGAAGGGGGUGAGAACCAUGAGCCUCCUAGGUUUUGUAUUGAAGUCAGUGUACCCAGAUGAGGACAGAAGCUAACUGUCCUCCGGCUGCACCAUGGUGCUACCCUACAGAGUGCUGCUAAGGCUACUGUAGACCUUCAUUGCAAAACAGUGUGUUUUAAUCAAUUAUUUGGUGACGUGAUUAUAUUUAGUAUAGUUUUAUCUAGAAUGGUCCUCCCCUUCCUCCUCUGAGGAGCCUCCACUGACAUGUAUGUAUAUGUGAGUGCAUGUCAUGAUUAUGAUUGUGUAGCACGUGAAACUUACUCCUCAGCCUUAAGCCGCUUGCGUCGACUCAUUAGCUAGCUUUUGAGGUGGCGCGAUCGACUAAGACGCUUGAGGGAGGACAGUCAUGUGUGUUUGUGAAGCAGAUGUCCUGAGUUCGCGGCAGGUAUGGGCCGAAUCGGGAGGAAGUGGUACUCACUAAGGAAGCAGCGUGACAUGCUUUACAAUUGCAUGUCUACACUCUCAGAAUAAAGGUACAGAAUUGUACUUAAAGGGGUACAAACGCUUGUCACUGUAGUGGUACCCUGUAAGGUACGUCCAUUGAUUGUACCAUUAGUUAUAGGUACACAAUUGUACCCUUGCAGUUAGUACCUUAAAAUAGACAAAAGGUUAACAUUUUAAUUUUUAGGCUACCACCACAGUGACAAAGCCAUUUGUUCCUUUUAAGUGGCAAAAAUGUACCUCUUCUCUAUACCAAGUGCCUCAUGUGUACACAUCUCUCCGACAUCCCACUUCUGACACUAAUGUAGGGAGUUCAGGGGUAGCCCCAACCAAGUCUUGAACCUGGGUCCAGCAACUGCCAAGUCAACGUCAAGAGGUCCAUACUUCUUGACAAGGUCGCUCAGUGUUGGGUUAAAGAGAUUCUCUGGUGCUUUUGUAUACUUUUUAGCCAGUAGUUCUGAAAGUAGCGCUCACGAGCCAAAAUUGGUCCCCGAAAGUUGUGUACUUCGUUAUCACGUCGUUGCCUCUAGCAUGCACAAAGAGAAUUUAAAAAAACCUGAGUGUUCAUGAGCUGUGCACAUGCUUGGCCUCACCCCACAACUUCAUUGGACAAUGCUGUGCCGAUCUAAUCCCGCCUCCCAUUUUUAACCUUGCAACCUCAUUGGACAUAAUUCCACCUGGCAAUCAACAUUGUCCCUCAAGCUUGGUUGUGGCUAAUUCCCGUUGUACAGACUAGUAUGGCAAGCGAUUGUGAUAAUGUAAUUUAUACAAUGGAAAAGUUAUAACCUACUUACAGUAUAUGUUUGCAUCAAAUGA